AUGGCGGAAAAAUCCAAGGAUGAAGAGGAGGAUGAAUUAAAAUUCGAUUCUUCUAAUUUUAACGCACUUAAAGUUCUAAAACUAGGUAAUGUACCCGUACCAUAUCCAAAUAUCCAGCCACUUAACAAUCUUGCUGAAUAUCAUUCGUUGGUCAGUGGCAAAAAGAAAGCAAGGAAGGAACAAGCAUCGAAAGAACUUCCCCAAACCAAGGGCCCGGUCCCUGCACCUCGACCGAAAAAUGCUCCACCUCCACCGGCUGAAAGAGAAGUUAAAGUUUCCAAACGACAUAAAAGAAAUUUCCUCAUAAGGAUGGAAGAGAAAGAUCAAACGGGCCCAAUGUCAUUGCUUAGGAGAAGUGUCUUUGAACAGCUUCGUGUUAAAGUAUGGACCCGAAGUGCAGCAUACAUCAGAGGUUUUUGUCAAGGCUAUAUUGUUGCUUAUGACAAAUAUUUUAAUAUGGCCAUGAUAGAUGUCGAUGAAACCUAUCGAAAACCAAUCUUUCCAAAAAAGAAUAAAAAACCUAUUAUGAUGGUUCCUAUUAUUCCAUCGGAUAGUCCUCCCAAUUCUGACUGGGAAGAAGACACAACAGAAAAUUCAGGAGGUGACAACAUUGUGUCAAUUGCCAUUGUUGACUAG
Acanthosepion pharaonis is the source of this 636-nucleotide messenger RNA. The record is from the annotation of a GenBank genome assembly. NCBI's taxonomy places the organism in Eukaryota, Metazoa, Mollusca, Cephalopoda, Sepiida, Sepiidae.